Molecule: messenger RNA, 1578 nt
Organism: Loxodonta africana (African savanna elephant)
Lineage: Eukaryota; Metazoa; Chordata; Mammalia; Proboscidea; Elephantidae
Gene: SNAPC2
Product: small nuclear RNA activating complex polypeptide 2
Exons: 5
Coding region: 16-1017 (333 amino acids)
Biological process (GO): snRNA transcription
Cellular component (GO): nuclear body
Molecular function (GO): RNA polymerase II general transcription initiation factor activity
Source: RefSeq, a predicted model, not a curated record
GGUCGUUUGGCCAGCAUGAAGCCGCCGCAGCGACAACGAGUGGCCCCCGCGCGGUACCUGGGUGUUGCGACCGGCCCCGCGGCCUGGAGCGUCCGCGAAAAGCGGCAGCUGCUGCGACUACUGCAGGCGCGGCGGGGCCAGCCGGAGCCGAACGCCGCGGAGUUAGCCCGGGGGCUGCCGGGCCGGAGCGAGGACGAGAUCCAGGACUUCCUCCAGCAGCUCAAGGGCCGUGUGGCCCGCGAGGCUAUUCAGAGGUUGCAUCCAGGGGGACCGCUGGGUCGACGGCGCCAGACCCCGGCCCCCAUAGAGGUGUGGAUGGAUCUAGCUGAGAAGAUAACAGGCCCACUGGAGGAAGGCUUGACAGCUGCCUUCUCACAGGUGCUCACCAUCGCGGCCACAGAGCCCCUCAGCCUCCUGCACUCCCAGCCUUCGAAGCCCACGCAGGCCCGUGGAAAGCUGCUGCUCCUCAACACCCCCAGGUGUCAGGAGGCGUCCAACCCUGGGGUCCCUGUGCCUGACACUCCUGGAGUCCCUGAGGCCCCUGUGCCUGACACUCCUGAGGCCCCUUCCAAGCCUCCAUCUGGCCCCUCCUCCAAGGAGGACUUCACCGUGGACUUUGAGAAGAUCUACAAGUACUUGGCGUCCUUCUUCCGAAGUGGCCCAGGACCUGAGCUCUCUCCAGCUGAGUCAUCCGUGGUCCUCGACCUGCUCCUGUCGCUCCCUGAGGAGCUGAGCCACCUGCCCUGCACAGCCCUUGCUGAGCACAUGACUGGAGCAUACCUGCGCCUGACGGCCCCCGAGCCCAGCCUGGCCAAGGAGGGCCUGGGGCCCGGGACUGAGGAUAUGGAUGCGGGCUCCAGGGGGCACAAGGAGCCUGGCCAGGCCACCCCCCAGGUCUCUGAGAGUGCUGGGCCCAGUGAACCGAGAUCGGCCUGGCAAGCAGCUGGGGUCUGCCCCCUGAACCCCUUCCUGGUACCCCUGGAGCUUCUGGGCCAGGCAGCCACCCCUGCCAAGUGAGGGCCCUGGCCCUCAGAGGACACACGUGGACAUUGUGCUCCCUGGUUGUUAUGAGGAUCCUGUCAUGGUGGAAGUUUUGGACAGCACUGGCUGGCCCUUAAGGUGCUCCAUAUAUCUGAAGUCUCAAGAAUGGAAACACAGUUGUAGAGGGGCUCCGUCACCCAACCCAGUGACGGCCUCAGAGCUGAGGGGAAUGUCCAGGCGGCUGAGUACACAGAACAGAGGGUGCAGGGACUGCGCACAGGAGCAGCCCAGUCUCCCAGAACUGACAGACAAAUGGUUGUGGCUGGCUUCUCCCGUUUCCCAAGCCCACGUGUGCCUCGUUUCUGGCCAGAGGUUCCAGGGGCUGGCGCUGGCCCCAUAAACCCCUCUCAUGUCCGCUCCUUUGUCUUGGUCCCCUUUUUAGUCCCUCUUCUGUACUUGCACCGAGCAUGCCCUCAGACCACAGAAGAUGCCCUCAGGUUCCAAUCCUCCCCAGCUUGUGGUCCAGCACGUGCCCCCCUCCCAACUCCUCACCCCUUCUCUGGUGUCCUGUGACAGUGAAUAAAGUUUUUGCCGACA